GUCCUAAAAUGCCUUCCGUACCCACAAUUGGCAUCUGUCAGCACUCGCACUUGUGCUACACUGUUUAUUUUUUACCCUUCGUGCUUGCCGUAGUCCUUCAGAUUCAUCAGGAAGGACAGAGGAAAUGCUGCUGAGAUGAGUACAGGGUUAGCGAAGUGCUGAAUGAGAAAGCCAGUGACAAAGCCAUCAGCUGCUACCAGACCAGACUGAGGACAUUUAUAUAUGUAGCAGCAAUAUACAGUGGUGCAGUGUAUUUGUAUUCUGAUUUUAGUAAAUGCUGGGAAGUCCUUAGUGACUUUGAAGCAGUAAGUUGUGGCUCUGUUCCUCCUGCAUAUUAAGAGAAAACACGUGAGCAGCACAAGUGAUAAAUACUGUAGAACAUCUUGUUCAGAAGCAGCAGUGCAAAGAAUAGAAUUGGCCGCCACUGAUUCUGCAUGCGGAUGGACAGCCCUGCAGCAAGAUUAAAGUGAGCAUAAAUGAACAGCCUGAGAUAUGCCAGGAGGAAUCUGCCAUUUAAUUUCAAAGAUGCGUGUUGGAGCCUUUCUGGGGCGAUCCCUUUUUUCUUGCUCACAUGUCCGUGGGGCACUGGUCAGAAGAAGGACCCCACAGCAUUCUUGCUCCUUUCAUAUUUCAAAACCUAGAUCUUUAUCUCAUGUGGUUCCAGUCUUCUCCAGAGCGCCUUUGUUUAGUGAAAGAACAGCUAUGGUGGACCAGCACGGGAAGCAUACUUACAAGGACUUGUAUAUCCGGAGCCAAGCAUUAUCCAAAAUGAUCAUCCAGCUCUUGGGUAAUCCAAGUCAUAAUAAUACACCAGAAAGGGUCUCUUUUCUCUGUCCAAACAACUCAUCAUAUGUAGUGUGCCAGUGGGCAGUAUGGAUGAGUGGUGCCAUUGCUGUGCCUCUGUGCAAGAGUCAUCCACCUUCUGAGCUAAAGUAUGUUUUGCAGGAUUCCCAGAGUGCACUAGUUGUGGCAGAGGAAAGUUACACAAAUGUCCUGAGCCCACUAGCGGAGCAGUUGGGAAUUCCAGUGCUGACUAUGUCUGGGUCUCAAAACCUUCACCCUUCAGAAUUGUUACAAGAAAUCAAAAUAUCGCAACUUGAUUUAGACUGGAAAGACAGAGGAGCCAUGAUAAUUUAUACAAGUGGAACCACUGGAAGACCCAAGGGUGUUCUCAGCACCCAUUACAAUCUAUAUUCUAUGGUUACAGCUCUGGUCAAUGAGUGGGGUUGGACAAAAGAAGACAGCAUCCUUCAUGUAUUGCCCCUUCACCAUGUUCAUGGAGUGGUAAACAAGUUGAUGUGCCCCUUGUGGGUAGGAGCCACCUGUGUGAUACUACCAGAAUUUUGCCCAAAAACGGUCUGGCAGCACUUUCUCAGCAGAGAUGUACCCUCCAUCAAUAUUUUCAUGGCAGUGCCCACCAUCUACAGCAAGCUUAUUGCUUACUACGAGCAGCAUUUUACCCAUUCCAAUGUGCGGGAGUUUGUGCGGGCAGCAUGCCAGGAAAGAAUCAGAUUAAUGGUAUCAGGCUCCUCUGCCCUCCCUGUGCCGGUUUUGGAACGUUGGCAAGAGAUCACUGGGCAUACCCUGCUAGAAAGAUAUGGCAUGACUGAAAUCGGGAUGGCUUUGACUAAUCCACUCCAUGGACCGCGUGUGCCUGGUGCGGUCGGUGCUCCCCUGCCAGGUGUGGAAGUACGUACUGUCACCCAGAACCCACGGAAAGAGGGCACCUCCUACACUAUCCAUGCUCAGGGAGAUUCUACAGGCACAAUGGUCUCAGUUGGUUUGGAGAAUAGAGAAGGGGAGCUUCAGGUUCGGGGGCCUGCAGUGUUCAAAGAAUAUUGGAACAAACGGCUCGAUACCCAGGAAGCUUUCACCUCAGAUGGCUGGUUUAAAACAGGGGACACAGCUAUGUAUAAGGAUGGCACAUACUGGAUACUAGGACGGACAUCUGUGGACAUUAUUAAAAGUGGAGGAUAUAAGGUCAGCGCCUUAGAGGUAGAGCGCCAUCUCCUGGGACAUCCCAGCAUUACUGAUGUAGCUGUCAUUGGAGCUCCAGAUGUGACAUGGGGCCAGCGCGUAGCAGCAAUUGUUAAACUGCGAGAUGGACAUGCAUUGUCAUUACAAGAGCUAAAGGAAUGGGCCAGGGCAGUCAUGGCCCCGUACUGCAUUCCUGCUGAGCUCAUCCGAGUGGAAGAAAUUCCCCGAAACCAGAUGGGAAAAAUCAAUAAAAAGCAGCUGCUGGUUCAUUUCUAUCCCCAGUAAGGGGAGGACGGAGUGGAGCCAGAUCAGCCCUCUGCAUAUACAGGGAUCCCUUCUUGAUAACACUGAGAUGACCCCCAAUUAAACCUAAUUUUAUCAACCUAGUAAAUUAUACAUACUGUGCUGAAAUCUUAUUCUUUCUGUAAUGUUGCUUCCACCAGGCCUUCAACGGUUGGCAAAACAUCAAAUCACUUGUGUAUUUGUCUUGUAAGGCAAUUAUGGAAGAAAAAGAACACAAAUGAAACCUGCAUUGCCUUUUGAACUCUUUCUCUAGCCUCUCUCUUUCUACCCUUAAGGAGACAAAUUUAUUACUGAAAAAUCACCUGAAAAAAAUCUAUUUUUUUUUUUUUUUACUCGUAAUUUGUUUUUCACUUGCAGUGUGCAUUAACCUCUACACACACUGAUCAACCAUAGCAGAGAAGCAUAUGUAUAGUUCUCACACACCCAGGGGGACUUUAGUAGUAGUAUACAAUGGCCUAUGUAAUUCAUUCACAAGAAUAUGGGUGAUUUAUUAAUGCUAGUAAAUGCAGUUUUAAGCAAGGUAAUACCAGCCACUGUGUAUGUGAUUGCUCACAGCCAAUACAUACACAUAGCAAAUACAUACACCACUGCACACACACCAGUCUUUUCUGGGGCUUGCUUCCCCUCCUUCUAAAGCAAAUGCAAGCUAUCCUGUGUAUGAAUGAUUUUGAGAAUAGAUGGAAGCUUAAAAAUCUUGUGUUUAUAAAGUUUGAAUUAUUGUGGUGAUGUUAUCGUUCAGCUCUCUCUUAAAUUCUUGAAGGCCUAGGAAAUGCACCACUGCCAGUGGCUGUUAAACCUUGUAAAACCAAACUUUCAGUCUCUUUUAUUGAAAUGGAUAUUUUAUAGUAGAAUUUAUGUACAGCAUAAAAACUCCGGACAUGAAGAGUAACUCUGUCUACUGUGUAGCGUUUACUAUCCCAUUGCUCUGAUAUCUUUUUUGGAGUACUCAACGCAAUACUUCAUAAAACAUUUUGGUCAUUCUCUUA
Molecule: messenger RNA, 3266 nt
Organism: Xenopus laevis (African clawed frog)
Lineage: Eukaryota; Metazoa; Chordata; Amphibia; Anura; Pipidae
Gene: acsf3.S
Product: acyl-CoA synthetase family member 3 S homeolog
Exons: 11
Coding region: 493-2262 (589 amino acids)
Biological process (GO): fatty acid metabolic process; malonate catabolic process; fatty acid biosynthetic process
Cellular component (GO): mitochondrion
Molecular function (GO): medium-chain fatty acid-CoA ligase activity; malonyl-CoA synthetase activity; very long-chain fatty acid-CoA ligase activity
Source: RefSeq, a predicted model, not a curated record